Messenger RNA from Pelagomonas calceolata, 2790 nucleotides. NCBI's taxonomy places the organism in Eukaryota, Pelagophyceae, Pelagomonadales, Pelagomonadaceae. The record is from the annotation of a GenBank genome assembly.
AUGCGGCCGGCGCUCCGCCUGCUCCUCGCGGCCGCCUUUGUGAUACCCAUCAAUUCAGAUGAGGACGCCUGCGCCGUUAUACUGAAGGAGGAGGGCCUCGACGCGCGCGCGUGCGCCGCGCUCGCCACGCACGGCCUCCUGCCGCGGCGCGCCCUGGGAACAGCCACGCACGCCCCUCAUCCGCACGAGGAGCACCACGAGGAGCACCACGAGGCGCACACGUACGAGGCGGGCGUGUAUUUUGGCGCUUCGCUACUGAUCGGAGCCUUAUGUUUGUUCAUCAUCAGCCGCUUUUAUCAAGCGGUGCCCUACACGAUGGCCGUGUUUGUCAUUGGUUUAGUAUUAGCCUUGGUGGACCACGCGACGGAAGAAAGGUUAUUAGGGGUCUAUUCUAGAUCUAUGGGUCGAUGGCGCCGCAUGAACCCCGAACUGCUCUUAUGUGGUUUUCUACCUUUGUUAUUAUUUGGAGAUGCCAUGCAGAUCAAUUUACAUACCUUCUACACGAAGAUGUACCAGUGCUUGCUGCUCGCGACCGCGGGAGUGUUGAUCUCGACCUUUGCCACCGCCUAUUUUGCAGCUUUAUUACCCUACGAGUGGAGCUGGUUCUUCCGGUGCAUGUUCGGCUCGAUCGCCGCAGCGACGGACCCCGUAGCAGUCGUAGCUUUGCUGAAUGCGUUGGGCGCGUCCCCCGGCCUCACGAUGACCAUCACCGGAGAGUCGCUUUUUAAUGAUGGCACGGCCAUGGUCUUGUUUUUACUGUUCGAUUCUCUAGCCCAAAAACACAAGAAGUACAUCUCUGGGGCGGGAAACCCGCCCUACGAGGUUAUCGAGUUCUUUGCAAGGAUGGUCCUUGGAGGUUGUUUUAUUGGAUUGGCCUUUGGCGGCGCGGCGUUGCUGUGUCUACGGUUGUGCCAGCGCAAGUUCGACGAGGUCUCGACGACAUUGCAAAUAACAACAACAAUCAUAGUAGCGUAUGCCUCGUUCUACUUCUCGGAAAUCGCCUGCGGGUGUUCGGGAGUGUUAGCUACCGUGAUGGCCGCCCUCUGUGUGGCGAGGUACGGCUGGGUCUACGUCGACGAGGCGCACACGGUGCACGCGGUCUGGGAGUUUCUCGAGUACGUGGGAAAUACCGUGGUAUUCAUGCUCGCCGGCUCCCUGACGGGCAAGAUCGUCUGCGAGAACUGGAAGGACUCUGGGGGUAAGGGUGAUUGGCUGGACGUGGCCGACUUCGGCUGGUUACUAUUUACGUGGUUCGCUUUGGUGAUCAUAAGAUGUUUGACCAUUGCCAUGCUCUGGCCGCUCUUGAAAUGGUUGGAACAGCGGUAUAGUCAUGCGCACCAACUCGAGUGGAAGGACGGCGUCGUGAUGGCCUGGGGCGGGCUUCGGGGCGCUGUUGGACUAGCUCUCGCAUUGGUCGUGCAGGAAGAACGGGCCCAUUCGGAUGAAGCGAAGAGUGCGGAACAGUUACUCUUUUUAGUGAGUGGAAUUGCUAUGUUAACACUAUUAAUAAAUGGGUGGUCCUGCAAGACGUUACUGGACUACCUGGGCAUGACCGUUGAGAGUAGUGACACGAGGCACGUGAGAGCCUACGCGAAGAGUGCAGCGGCCCAUGCCGCGGCCAUCGCGUUGCACGACAUCGUGGCGAAAUAUGGACUGGACGUCCACGGCGCCGCGCAAGUCGAGAAGAGUCAACUGCAAAGGCAAGCGACGCAGCGCUGGAACCGCGUCCGGGCGGCCACACGACUAGGCGUCGUGCAGGAAGCCUUGGCCUACGACACGGGUGUUUAUGGAGGCAACGUUGGCGAGGACGACUUGGACGCCGCUGAUAGGGAAGCUCGCACGGAAAACAACGAACAGGUCCUCCAGAGGAUGCGGGGCAUGUUUUUGAGAGCUCUCAAGGCCGAGUUCUGGGAGAUGAUCGAGAAGGGCUUGGUGCCGCGCGGUUCCUUCGCCGCGCAAAUAUUGCCGUUUUCGUGUGACGUCGAGCUGCAAAAUGUGCACACGAAAUUGCAUCAUUUUGAAGUGGUCCUGAGGAAGAGUACGGAGUCGAUCCCGAUUUAUUCGCAAAUCGAGAAAUGUGUGGAGUUGUUCGUGUCCUGGCUCGAAGGGCUGGAGAAGCGAGGCUGUUUAGGUGAUAGGAUCAUAUCUUCGCUGUCUCAUUGGUCGACCGCAACUGAGCGUUAUUAUUUAAUAACGGCCUUCCAUGCGGCCUAUAUGAGGACCUCAAAGCAUCUGGACGAGGUGUUUGCGUUCUUUGUACAGAGUUCGGCCUUUGCCGUUGAUGCCCGCGAGCAAUUCAAGGAGGAGAUCGAUUCGCAAAUAAAACAAUGUGAAGAUGAGGCGGCGAAGUUGCCGGCGCAUGCGCGGGCUCGAGUCGACGCUCUACUCGCGGCGGAGGUCUUGGUGGGCGUCAAGCACCACAUCUUCGAGGGCUUCCACCGCAAAGGGAUCAUCACGUCCAAAGACCGGGAUGAGCUCGGCGAGGGCCUCAUGCAGCUCGAGCACCACCUCGAGAACUGUCGGGAAUUUGCCCAGGCGGAGUUUCGACGAGCGGCGCGCGCGAGCCAGCGGCAUUUAUCCUUAAGACGGGGCGCUUCACGCGUGGCCGACAUCGAGGCCUCGUCCAUAAAACAGGAGCUCACGGUCAUCGACCAACUGCAGGAUUCGAUUAUGGACCGGCGCGCGGGCGUGACGGCCGCGGCGGCGACGGCCGCUUCGCCUCAGGCCGGGCGGGCGCUGGCCCACAUGGAGCGGGCCCAGGACCUGUCGGGGCGGCACCUGACGCACUGA